This is a messenger RNA of Laccaria bicolor S238N-H82, 609 nucleotides long. RefSeq names its product ectomycorrhiza-regulated small secreted protein (gene MISSP16.6). NCBI's taxonomy places the organism in Eukaryota, Fungi, Basidiomycota, Agaricomycetes, Agaricales, Hydnangiaceae. Bases 31 to 498 code for a protein of 155 amino acids. The transcript is spliced from 3 exons. The record is from RefSeq and is a predicted model, not a curated record.
CACCAACUCGAAUUCUCGUGCAUACACACAAUGAAACUCCUUCCCCUCAUCAGCCUUGCUCUUUCCUUGAACACGUUCACCGUCUUGAACGCGCUUGCCUCUUCCGUCGUCCGAGCUCGAUCCCUCGCGACCGUCGACGAAGCUACCAAGCGUGAGCUAUUGAAUCUGCUUCCCCGUGAUCCUCUUCCUCCCGGUCAAAGCGCCAUUAUUCUGUGCGACGGAACCUCCCGCACUGGUAAUUGUUAUGCCUACGAAGCCGCAGUAGGGACUUGUAACGCCGUCCCAGACCAUUUCCAAACCAAUCUCUUCUCGUCUUUCGCCAAUCAAGGGGACGUUUGCUUCCUGUACACCACGGACUCGUGCACCGCCAACAAUUGCGAAGCUUGCGUCGACUAUGAUGGCUGGAAUGACAUGACGAGCUUUGCUGCUGUCUAUUCUUGGAAGUGUGUAGUCGCAGAUAGUAACGGAUGCUCGGACGCAAACUGCGUUCAUAAGUAGAUUUUGAGUGUUUUGAAGAGCAAUCUGGACGGUGCUUCGGUAUUUGUGAUAGUAAAUGAUGUAUAUAUGCCAUAGUGUCUGGGUGUGUUGAAUCCGGAAGUUCACCAACUA